AUGAUGGACAUAGGAACUGUGUUUGUCCAUGCUGUUGCAAAUUUAUAUUCAACAUUUACACCACAGGCACAACUUAUUCUCCAGGACGAUCCUUCGUCAGAGCUAAGUGUGGAUUCAGGAAGCAGACCUGGCUUGGAACUAGAGACGCCAGCUGGCAAUGAAAUAUUACUGAGGCUAGGAAGCCUUCAAUAUGGCCAGUCACGGGAUAUUAUUAUCCAUCACAGUAAAGUAUUGAAUAAUCGCGCAGUCACUAUACGAGGCAAACUUGUUUAUGCCGUUGGUGGUGAGACAAAGGAGAUCCAGGUGCAUAAGGUGAUCAACAUCGACGAAGUCUCAGUACCUCGGGCUGUGAGCGACUACCAUUAUAUGCGCUCAAGGCUUUGUACACUUCUAAGGAUUUUCCAUCCACUUGAGGAUACAGCAGAGAACUUCCGAUUCCCUUUGACUGGCAUCGAAGACAUGCGAAAGAAACUAGAAAGGCUGGCUACUGAAAUCAAAGGUCUCGAUCACUCUGAUGAUUACAACCGGAGCCUUAUUGAAGAUAUCGCUGGUGAAUUACCGCAUGGACAAAUAGGCAUGGCGUUGUCAUCCGCGGAAUUCUACCACCGUUGGGGUGAGCACUACCUCCUCUCAAUCCUCAAUGCACAUGUAAACCAAAUGUGCAAUAGCUUCAAAGAUCCAGGCCCAUUGAUGUACGGCAAGGCUUCUCCUCUGUUCUGUAAUUGUCGGACCGAGCUAGAUGGAGUGUUUGACAACUUACCACCUCCUAAGCCAUUACGACCGUCAUCCUCAGGAGCACCUUACCGUCCAGUACGUAUGUCUCAAUACAACCGAUCCAGCGGACCUUGCUUUACAGGAGACUGCCAUAUCCGAAUCUCCAGCAAGGAAAGUGAGGUUAUCAAUGCUACCAUUUCUCUUGAGAAUCUUCGUCCCGGCAUGUCAGUAUGGACUCCACACGGACCGCGGGAAGUCAGGGCUGUCCUUCAGACUAGCGUGAACCACAUCGACAUCUGCAGAAUCGGCACACUCCAGAUCACGCCAUGGCAUCCAAUGCGAAUUCAAAAUGCAUGGGAGUUCCCUUUUAAUAUAACCAAAGAACAUCUUCAAUCCUUUUCCGGAGACAUCUAUUCAGUGUUGCUUGAGCCUGAUUCUAACCCUGAGGCACAUGCCAUUAUGGUAGAGGACCACAUUUGUGUCACUUUGGGUCAUGGAAUCUUGACUGGAGAAGAUAUACGCGCCCAUGAGCUAUUUGGUGACUACCAGCGGGUUUCAAGGAAGCUGGAAUUGCUUCCAAAACUUCCUAAUGGGCUGCUACAUAGCAUCGGAGUCGAGCGGUCGCCUGAGUCAGGUCGCAUAUGCGGAUUCAUCGGACGGGGCCGCUUUCUCAAAGCCCUUGAUGUACCCUGCAAAAUUGAGGGAGAUCGCCAAUGUGGUGGAAGCUAUGUUAAGGUUACUGUUUAG
Trichophyton rubrum CBS 118892 is the source of this 1461-nucleotide messenger RNA. RefSeq lists its product as uncharacterized. Lineage: Eukaryota; Fungi; Ascomycota; Eurotiomycetes; Onygenales; Arthrodermataceae. The transcript has 2 exons. The record is from RefSeq and is a predicted model, not a curated record. Bases 1 to 1461 code for a protein of 486 amino acids.